GAAUGAGAUUAUUGUACUAUACUUACAGAUGAUAAAGAAGCAUCUAUUGUGCGUUUUAUAAAAAAUAAGAACAGAUGUUUACAGGCAAUUAACAAACAGGACAUAACCAAAUUAAUUAUUAAUGUGCUUCGUGUGAGAGAUUACACUAAUACAAAAAUGAAAGGUGGACGGAAGUUUCAAAAGUUAUCAUUAAAUGCUCGAGCUGCUCUAGAAAAGGGAAAAUUGAGUCGAUCAUUUUGGCUUCGUUUUAAUGCUAAACAUAGCAGCCUUACAAUCAAACGCCAAGGGAGUGUCUCGAUAAACCGUGCACUUAAUUGUUCAAGAGAAAUGGCAUGUAAUCAUUUAGAUUCCCUUGCUAAAGAACUAGUAGAUGUUGGUAUUAUGAUAAAUGAAAAAAUGAUUGAAACAGGGGUUUGGAAUGGCACCGUUGAUACAUGCCGAAUAUUUAAUUGUGAUGAAACACCCCAGUUUAUUAAUUAUGGAAUUGAUGGUACCACUUCUGGAUUAUUUUAUGCUGGCAAAGGAGAUGCAUGUCAAAGAAUGUAUAGAGAAAACAGAGAAUGUGUCACAAUUCAACCAUUUGUUUCAUUUUCAGGCGACAUAUGUAUGUGUCAGGUAAUAUUUAAAUGUACUGGUAUUACUAGUUCUAUGGUUCCAACAGAAGCAGUAAAUAAAAUUCCCCAUUUGUUGGUCACAACAACAGAUAAUGGAGUAUCAACCCAUGAAUCUUUCUUGGCAGCAUUGAAAGAGUUUGAUGUCUACUUAAAUGAAAAAAAUGUUAAGCGACCCAUCGUCUUAUUAUCAGAUGGACAUAGCUCUAGACUAGACUUUGAUGUAUUAUCUUUUUUGGAGUCCAAAAGAAUUCAUCUUUUUCUUACUCCACCAGACACAACAGGAGUUACUCAACUUCUUGACCAAGUAAACAAGAACAUUCAUAGUGAGUAUCGUAAGCAAAAAGACUCUAUGUUUUCUGAUAUCUGUUCCUUAAACAAAGAAGCUUUUAUGUUAGUUUUAACUAAUAUAUGGGACAAGUGGACAACCAAAGAAACGCUUGUAAAAUCUGCUAAAAGGGUUGGUGUUGCCGAAAAUGCAUUGAGUGUUGAUUUUAUGCAAAAAGACAAAUUCGAACGAGCAGAAAACUGUAUUAAACCAGAAAAACAGACUUCUCCAGUAAUUUCUUCGCCGGAUGAAAGACGUGGUUCAGCAAAUUAUUGGAAAUCAAAAUUUGAACAAGCGAUGGAGUUGAUUGAUGAACUUCAUGAAAAAAGCAUUCAGCUGGAAGAAAUACCUGGUUUUAUGACAACCAAAAAGAUAAAGCCAAAAUUAACAAAAGAUGCAACACGUGUUACCCAAGUACAUGGAUCAAUGACUGCAAGCGAUGUAAUAACUCUAGUUGAAAGCAUAAAAAGAAAAAAAGGAAAAGAAAAGGAAAAAAAAGAAAAUGCUGCAAAAAAGAAAGAGGAAGUUACAAGACUCUUUAUAACAUGUAAGCUUCAAUGCUAUUGCGAGGAGAUAAAAUGUAAAGCUUUUGGCUUAAAGCAGUGUCCAACCUGCCUCAAUAUAAUGCGGUCCAUUUGCAGCAAAGCAAACUGCAAAGUAAAUGGAAAAAACCCAGAAAAGAUUUUAUCUGCAGCUGCUAGAAAGAAAUAA
Messenger RNA from Hydra vulgaris (swiftwater hydra), 1650 nucleotides. RefSeq lists its product as uncharacterized. The record is from RefSeq and is a predicted model, not a curated record. Gene Ontology annotation, molecular function: nucleic acid binding. NCBI's taxonomy places the organism in Eukaryota, Metazoa, Cnidaria, Hydrozoa, Anthoathecata, Hydridae.